AAGUUUAGUGUGACUGACAGUAUCCAAGGCGGGGUAAAGGACUAAUAAGUGGCCGUCACAGGAAGUUAUGAAUGAUUUGGGAAACAUUAAAGAGACUUUGCCGGCAUAAUAAUUCAGAUUUUAAGAUCGAAGGGAGUGAAAGAGAGCGGAGUUCACUCAGAGCGGAAGUGAGAGGGCUGGUACUCUGGCAGGCGGAGUGAGACAGGCGAGUGUGGACUCUGCAGAGACGCAAAUUUACUGGUUCUGCCUUUUUAGGCCGUUGCCUUCCCUCCACAACAGUCAGUCAUGACUGAGUCCUGGAGAUGAGCAUUUCUAAAGUGUCUGUUUGAAAAGAUAUUGCAAAUCUUGAAGAAGGCUGCUGCAGUGCUGAGGAUGGAGCUUGGGGCCUGUGCAUGCUGGUCAAGUAUUCUACCACUGAGCUACACCCCUAGUCCCUAAGAAGGACUUUUAAAAUGGGAUCAGUGUCAUUCGAGGAUGUGUCUGUGGACUUCACCCAGGAAGAGUGGAAUCAACUGGACCCAACUCAGAGGAGCCUAUACAGAGAUGUGAUGCUAGAGAAUUAUAGCCAUCUUGUCUCUCUGGGGUAUCCUAUUACCAAACCAGAAGUGAUCACCUCUUUGGAACAAGGAAUGCUUGGUACCAUAAAGAGAGAAAUCUCGAGUUCAAGUUGCACAGAAGAUGGCCAAGCUGAAGACUACCUGGAGUGGCAUCAGAAAAACCAAGAUGUACACCUGGAGCAUGCUAUAUCCAUUAUUGAGAAAAAUGUGACUGAAGAAAGAAGCUAUGGAUUUGAUGAAUUAGUAAGCCCACUUCCUCAGAACACAUGGGUAGUUUCUUCAGGACCCACACCCUAUAUGAAUAAUUCAUUUGGGAAAAGUGUUAACGAUAAUUUAAGUUUACUCAAUCCUAGUAGUCUGAGCUUUACAACUCAGGAGUGUUAUGAAUGUAAUAGAUGUAGGAAAUUAUUAAUUCCUGGCAGACAGGAGAUAAAUGAUGGAAUGAAAUCCCAUGACCAUAAUAUGUAUGGUAAAGAUAAUAUUUAUAGCUUUGUUCAGCAUGACUUGACUCAACUUGGAGACAAAAGCUAUGAAUGUCCUGAGUGUAGAAUAACCCUCAGCCCAAGUUCAUUCCUUAUUGUUCAUCAGAUCACUCGCACAGGAGAAAAGCCUUAUGAAUGGGCAGGAUGCAGAGAAACAUUCAACAACACAACACACCUCAGUCUACAUCAAACAAUGCACACAGGAAACAAACUCUUUGAAUGUAAUGAAUGUGGCAAAUCCUUCAGAGAGGAAUCAACACUACAUAUACAUCAAAGAACACAUACAGGUGAAAAACCAUAUGUUUGCACCGAGUGUGGCAGUGCAUUCCAAGAAAAGACAAAUCUCAUCAUACACCGAAGAACACACAAAGGAGAGAAACCCUAUAAAUGUACAGAUUGUGAGAAAACCUUCAACCAAAAGGCACAUCUAAAUGUACAUCAGAGAACGCACACAGGAGAGAAACCCUUUGAAUGUACCGAUUGUGGCAAGUAUUUCAGAGAGAAAUCAACACUGAAUAUACAUCAAAGAACCCAUACAGGAGAGAAACCAUAUGUAUGCAAUGAGUGUGGCAAAGCCUUCCGAGAAAAGACAAAACUCAUUAUACAUCAGAGAACUCACACAGGAGAGAAACCAUAUGAAUGUUCAGAAUGUGGGAGAGCCUUCAACCAAAAGGCACACCUUAGUGUACAUCAAAGAACACACACAGGAGAGAAACCUUUUGAAUGCAAUGAAUGUGGCAAAGCUUUCAGAGAAAAAUCAACACUACGUAGACAUCAAAGAAUUCAUACAGGAGAAAAACCUUAUGUGUGUUCAGAAUGUGGAAGAGCCUUUACCCUUAAGCUGAGCCUCAGUGCUCAUCAGAGAAUUCAUACAGGGGAAAAAACAGAUGGAUGUAGUGUAUGUGGAAAAGUCUUCUCCCGAAAAUCAUACCUUAUGUUACAUCAGAGAGCUCAUACAAGAGAGAAAUUUGAAAAAUCCUAUGAAUGCAAUGAAUGUGAUAAAGCAUUCUUCCAGAAAUCAUAUCUCAUUAUUCAUCAGAGAGUCCACACAGGGGAAAAACCCUACGAGUGUAAUAUAUGUGAGAAAUCUUUCUCCCAGAAAUCAUAUCUCAUUAUUCAUCAAAGAACCCAUACAGGAGAGAAACCCUAUCAAUGUGAUAAGUGUAGCAGAGCCUUCAGAGAGAAGUCCAAACUCACUGUGCAUCAGAGAACGCACACAGGAGAAAAACCUUAUGACUGCUCUGAAUUGGAAAGAAACUUUCCAGAGGUCAAAGUUCAUCAUGGAUUAGAGAAUUUAGAGAUAAGAGAAAACAAAGAAUUGAAAAUGGAAAAUCUGUCAUAGUAAAGUCCAAGAAAAUGAAACUGUGCUGUAGUUAGGAUGCUUUUCUGCAGCUAUGUCAGUUGGGCUUAAAAUUUAGCACCAGCCAUAUUGAGAGAAGAUUAUUCUGGGUAAAAGGAAUAGGAAGACCCUCUUUCUUAAAGCAAAAAACUUGGUCUUUGUACUUUUACAUCAUGGAUCUAUUGAAUGAUCAUGUUCCAUCAAAGAGGUUGCUCAAUGCUGACAUUGUUUGAAGUCUUUGAAUGUAUGAAAACUGUCAGUUGGAAAACAAACCUCAUCAUAAAUGUGGACAUAAGUAUCAAAGGAAACUCGACUAAUUUCAAUAAACAUAUUUCCUCAGAAGUGAAAUAAGGGAAAUAGAUGUUUCCAAAUUCAUUAUCAAACUCAUAGAAAAAUAGACAAGCAUGUAUUAGAAAAGGUUGUUUACCAGACAAUUUUAAGUUAAAGAAUUAAAUAUUAACAUUAAAGGAAUAACAAAGAAGAUAUUAUAAAAUUCCAAAUUAUUAUAAUAGUCCAAACAAUGUAAAGAAGAUACCACUAGAAUAUCAAAUUCCAGCUUUAAGCCGUAAUAACAGUUGAUAAUGCCAGUAUUUUCACCCCAGCCUGAUCUGGGAGGACUAUAAACUUCCAAGAAGGACCAUAAGCUGCCUAAUAUACUUUAGAAGAACUUUUUUUACACAAAUUUAUCAGAGUUUAUUCCUACUGUUUUGAUGAAUGCCUACCACAUUUAGAAUUCUGUCAAUAGCCAGCAUGGUGGCACCCUUUAAGGACCCCCAUGAAGAUGUGAAAUUUGGUUAUCUAUACUGAUUGGGGAAAAAUAUAGGGGAAUUCCAGUUGACAUUAAGGAAGGGAUCUUGAACUCUCCUUGCCAUACAGAGACAGGUAGCAAUUUUUAAUAAUCAUUCCUGUUUAUUUUUAUGAACACUGAAAGCAAGGCAUUGUGUAGCUGAGUAGCCACCCCUGACCUUGGACUACAAAGGACAUAAGCAACUACUUCCUGAGAAUAGCUACUUCCAAUAGGACUGCCCAGGGAAAUGAGAGCAAGUGGGAAAUUCUUAACAGCUCUGUUCGAGACACAAACUGAAACCCAGGAUAUCUGUAAAAAGAAAUUAUUGAUUUGUGUAUGCAUUGAAUUCCUUGCCUAAAUUCCAAGUCUGUCAUUUGCAACUUUGGAUUUUGAUUAUGAAAGAGGUAAUGGGAGGUUGGGGCUUAGAGUGGUAGUAUUUGGGAAAAUGUGGAAAAUGUGAAUAUUUUCAAUUCUCAGUUCAAACUAUGUAAGCUGUAUUUAAUUUCAUUCUCCCCUGAAGAAACUGUAAAUGUCUUAAAUAAAGACCCUGUAAAUGACCUCAUCUGAAAAUGAUGCUUUUUAAGGUAAGAUAUCUUUCAUAUCCUUACACCCAACGCCUCUAUCCAAAUCUGCAACUGACCUUUUUUAAGCAGAGUCUCACUAUGUAGGCAUGUUGGCCUUAUGCAUGUGAUCUUUGAGUGCUGGUAUUAUAAGCAUAAACUAUCCCAUGCAGAUCUUUAAUGGAAUUUUUAUGUAAGCACUAUAUGUGUUUUCCAAAUAUCAGUUCAUUAAAUCCUCCAAAUAA
Cricetulus griseus (Chinese hamster) is the source of this 3970-nucleotide messenger RNA. The record is from RefSeq and is a predicted model, not a curated record. Lineage: Eukaryota; Metazoa; Chordata; Mammalia; Rodentia; Cricetidae.